AUGUCUUCUAUCAAGAACGUUGCCGUCGUCGGUGCUUCUGGCAACAUUGGAGCGCCCAUCACGGAGGCGCUUCUCGCCGCUGGCUUCAAAGUCACGGCAUUGACCCGAGAAUCUUCCUCGUCAACCUUUCCUUCCGGUGUAGUCGUCAAGAAGGUCAACUUGGAUUCGGUUGACUCACUCAAGGAGGCCCUCCAGGGACAAGAUGCUGUCGUCUCGGCGGCGGCUACACCAGCAGUCGGCAAGCAAUAUCCCAUUGUCGACGCUUCCAUCGCUGCUGGCGUGAAGCGCUUCGUCCCUUCAGAGUUUGGCGUCAACACGAGAACAAUCCAGGACCAGGGGCUCAAGACUAUCCUCUCGGGCAAAAUCCAAGUGCUCGACUAUAUUAUCAAAAAGUCCGAGGAGAGCCCGUCAUUCACUUGGACAGCGUUUACCAAUGGACUUUUCUUUGACUGGGGUCUGAGGCUCAGCGGGCUCGGUUUCGACAAGACGACCAAGACGGCUCGGAUCAUCGACACGGGCGACACGCCCUUUUUCGCAUCCAACCUGUCUUUCAUCGGCAAGGCCGUAGCCGCUUCGCUCUCCCGCGCCGACAAGACGGCGAACCAGUACCUGUCCAUUGCCUCGUUUACGACGACCCAGAACCAGCUGCUCAAGAUUUUCGAGGAGGAGAGCGGGGCGCAGUGGCAGAAGGAGCCUGUCAAGUCCACGGACCUGACCGCCAUUGGUAACGAGAAGCUAGCCAAGAAAGAUUUCAGUGCCUUCCGCGACUUCUUGGGGGCGUACCUGUACAGAGAUGGCGGCGACAGCGCCAAGGGCGUUGAACUGGCCAACGGCCUUCUGGGUCUCGAGGAGGAAGACCCUAGGCCCACGAUCAAGGCUUUCCUUGAGGGCAAAUUGUAG
Molecule: messenger RNA, 900 nt
Organism: Pestalotiopsis fici W106-1
Lineage: Eukaryota; Fungi; Ascomycota; Sordariomycetes; Amphisphaeriales; Sporocadaceae
Exons: 3
Coding region: 1-900 (299 amino acids)
Molecular function (GO): oxidoreductase activity
Source: RefSeq, a predicted model, not a curated record